Molecule: messenger RNA, 1184 nt
Organism: Rhinichthys klamathensis goyatoka
Lineage: Eukaryota; Metazoa; Chordata; Actinopteri; Cypriniformes; Leuciscidae
Gene: ttc9c
Product: tetratricopeptide repeat domain 9C
Exons: 4
Coding region: 133-807 (224 amino acids)
Molecular function (GO): protein binding
Source: RefSeq, a predicted model, not a curated record
UUGUACUUCAGCAACCAUAGCCACGAAGAAGAGUGUCAGAAUUGUUUCUUUAGCGUCCCACUCCCAACAAAAUUAUCCUCAUUAAACUGGCUUCUCUAAGCAGACUGCAGCCAUUUUAAAGCUUUAAACGCUAUGGACGAAACGGCUUUAGAUCCUACUGCAGGGGAUGAUGGGUCAGAGGCAGCGGCCGGUGCUUCGUCAUGUUUGGGAGCCACCAGAGGAUCAUCUCGUUCCCGUUUGGACUCACAGCUCCAGGAUGCCAUUCGGUUAAAGACAGAGGGGAAUGGAUUCUACCGGGAGAAAAAUGUGCGAGCUGCCAUCGGACGUUAUCAUCGUGCCUUGCUCGUUCUCCGUGGCCUGGACUCAGAGGUGAACUCUGUCCUGCAAGGGUUUGGGGCUCAGGUGCCUAAACUGAGCCAGGAGCAGGAGGACCUGCUGAGGAGCACUCAAGUAGACUGCUAUAAUAAUUUAGCAGCAUGUUUGCUGCAGCGAGAGGUGGUGGACUACACCCGUGUGCUAGAGUACAGUCUGAAAGUGCUCCAUUGGAGGGCAGGGGACAUUAAGGCCCUGUACAGAGCUGGAGUGGCUUCAUUAGAACUGGGUGAUGCUCCGGCUGCUCGACAGUACCUCAUACAGGCCAGCAGAGGGAAACCGAACGAUGCCGAUGUAAAGAAACAGCUGCAGCGAGUGGAGGAGAGACUCAGCCAAGACUACCAGAAAGAGAAGGCACUGUACAAAGGCAUGUUCAGCAAACAGAAACAAGGCGAGGAGCAGUUAGCAGAGGAGAAGACACAGAAACUGGCCUAAAUGGACUAAUACAUGACUCAGCAGGAACAUACGUCAAGUUAAAUGAACUUCGAGUUGGCCGCAUCCUGAAGGAAGUGGGAUGUUUUGCCUCAGGGCAUGGAUAAUUUGCUGCAUAUGGCAUUUACUGGUGUUGAAGGUCCCAUGGCAGGAUUAAACGUGUGACUGAAAUCUGGUGCAAUGUGGCAGCUUGAAAGAUCAUUUUAAUGCACUUCAAAUGCAUUGUAGUCUGGUAUUGUAUGGCUAAUGUGCUGUCAAGCUGCUUCUGUGAUGCAUUCAGUUUCUUCCAGCUGUAGUGUGUUAUUUCUGUUCUUUUCAUUUUUCAGAUGAAAGUUGUCUUGUUUUUUGUUUGUUCAUCCUAAUAAAUAUUUUUGAAAGAA